Molecule: messenger RNA, 225 nt
Organism: Cutaneotrichosporon cavernicola
Lineage: Eukaryota; Fungi; Basidiomycota; Tremellomycetes; Trichosporonales; Trichosporonaceae
Exons: 3
Coding region: 1-225 (74 amino acids)
Biological process (GO): mitochondrial electron transport, cytochrome c to oxygen
Source: RefSeq, a predicted model, not a curated record
AUGUCCAUGAUUCUCCGUGCCGCUCCUCUCCGCGUCGCCCGCAACGCCGCUGCCCGCCAGCAGGUCCGCUACGCUCACUUCGAGAACGUUGUCGACAAGACCAUCCCCGGCGUCACCCGCAACGCGGCCCGUUUCGUGCCCAAGUUCCUUACCUACAUCACGAUCGGCUUCGGUCUCCCCUUCUACGCUGCGCACUGGCAGAUCGAGAAGGCCAAGGGCGCUUAA